UCCACCCACCUCCUCCAGUUGGGAAAAAGAAGCUCGGCGAAGGGAGAAGGGCGGAACGACCCGACGAGGAGAUUGCUUGGUGGGAGGAGUUGGUGAGGAGAGGUCGCGGCCAUGGAGAACCUUGCUCUGCUUUGGGGGAUCAUCGGCCCGGGCGUGUCCGGCGCCAUCUUCGGGGCGGGAUGGUGGUUCUGGGUGGACGCGGUCGUUUGCAGCGCCGUCCAGGUCUCCUUCCUCCACUACCUUCCAGGGAUCUUCGCUUCGCUGGCGGCGCUCAUGUUCAAUUGCGUGAACAAGGAUGAGAUCGGAUACGACUAUUACUCGCCCUACGGUGACGAUUCCGAGUGGAGAGUGAAGCUCUGGCUUUUCGUGGCAUAUGUCGUUUCUUUUGUCUGCCUAGCUGGAUCUGUGGGUUUACUGGUGCAAGACGCACUGACCAACAAGGGCCCUUCUGUCUGGACUGGUGUUGCUGGCGUUCUGCAAUGUGUUCUCGUGUUGAUAAGCGGACUGGUGUAUUGGACAUGCCAUUCAGAAGAUUAAAGGGCUUAAUGUCAUGCGCAGGCUUGCAAAGUUGGUCACAAUCGCGUGAAGAAAAUUAUUUCUGGUAGCAUAUGAUUUUGUGUGAUGGAAAUGGCGUGCACUGUUCACUGCUGAAUGGGAUGACUAGACGUUCCAUCUGUGUAUAUCUGACUUUUGAAAAAUGAUUAAAUGAUGCUUCUUAACACCGUUGCACGUUUUUACCCCAGCUUCUUGCGAGUUGUGAAUCUGUGAUGCAAUCAUGAUCAUGCAAAUCUUGUGGUUAAAA
This is a messenger RNA of Sorghum bicolor (sorghum), 802 nucleotides long. Its product is annotated as transmembrane protein 50 homolog. The transcript is spliced from 4 exons. NCBI's taxonomy places the organism in Eukaryota, Viridiplantae, Streptophyta, Magnoliopsida, Poales, Poaceae. The coding region runs from base 112 to 537 and encodes 141 amino acids. The record is from RefSeq and is a predicted model, not a curated record. Gene Ontology annotation, biological process: protein targeting to vacuole; late endosome to vacuole transport via multivesicular body sorting pathway.